AUGGAGUCGAUGCAGAGCCGAGUGGAAUCGUGGAUCAGAGACCAGAGUGCGAGAUUUUUACGGGUCUCUUGGGGCCCACUUCAAUGGAGGUUCCGGUGGCCGCCAUGGAACGGAGAAGAUGCCGAUCAGAGGGUCAAGAUCCGCCGGGAGUACGAGAAGCGAAAAAAGCAAAUUCAGGAUCUUUGUCUCGCCCUCAAAUCCGAAUCGGUCGAAGAUUUGCAGGACUUACUCUGUUGCAUGGUACUUUCCGAGUGUGUUUACAAGAGACCUUCAAGUGAGAUGGUUCGAGCUGUAAACAAAUUUAAAGCGGACUUUGGCGGCCAAUUUAUAUCGUUGGAGAGAGUUCAACCUUCAUCAGAUCACGUUCCUCACAGGUAUCUACUCGCUGAGGCUGGUGAUACAUUAUUUGCAUCCUUUGUUGGAACUAAGCAAUAUAAGGACAUCAUGGCUGAUGCAAAUAUACUUCAAGGUCACAUAUUUCACGAUGAUGUCCCUGAGGAUGAAUGCACCGCAGCAUCUGAACCUAUACAACGUAGACAGAAGCCCAAACCUGCUGCUCAUCGGGGAUUCUUGGCUCGUGCUAAGGCGAUACCUGCUCUGGAACUGUAUAGACUUGCUCAGAAAAAGAAACAAAAACUUGUCUUAUGUGGACAUUCACUUGGUGGAGCUGUAGCUGCAUUAGCCACACUUGCAAUAUUGAGGGUUGUUGCUUCCUCUUCUACAAAGAAAGAAAAUGAAAAUAUUCAUGUCAAAUGUAUAACCUUUUCCCAGCCUCCUGUUGGGAAUGCUGCGUUGCGAGAUUACGUACAUGAAAAGGGGUGGCAUCAUUAUUUCAAGAGCUACUGUAUACCUGAAGAUUUGGUCCCCAGGAUAUUAUCGCCUGCAUAUUUUCAUCAUUACAAUGAGCAAAGAAUGUCAAUGGCUGUAGAGGCUGAUGCCACAAAUUCGUCAGUGUCAGAAAUGAAUGGCCAGGGUGUAACUUCAGAGGCAGGAAAGACAAAAGGCAAAGAACACGAGCAGUUAGUCAUUGGUGUUGGCCCUGUUCAGAACUCAUUCUGGAGGCUUUCAAGACUUGUUCCCCUUGAGGCUGUUAAAAAACAACUAGAUAGGUAUAGAGGGAAGAAAGUGGAUCCUGCAGAGAGUUCUACUGCAACUGAAUCUUCAGUGUCAGGUCCUUUUGAGGACGUGGUUAUUGAACCACAAUCUCUUGAAAUAGAAGAGGGUAGGGAUGGUAUAUCUCUCAAGCCAUUGCCAGAUACGGGUAACGCCCAAACAGUUGGUGGAAGGAGUGAUGGACAGAGCGAUUCAUCCAAUGGUUUUGGAAAUAGUUGGCGCAGGGUUCCUUCUUUACCUUCUUACGUUCCAUUCGGACAGCUAUAUCUCUUGGGAACUGCAUCUGUGGAACCACUUUCAGAAGGAGAGUACUCUAAGUUGACAUCGGUCAGAUCUGUGAUUACCGAACUAAGGGAACGUCUUCAGUCACAUUCUAUGAAAUCCUAUAGGUCUCGCUUCCAGAGAAUACAUGACCUCUGCAUGGAUAUUGAUGAAUUUUUCGGAGUGGAUCAGCAGAAGCAGUUUCCACAUUUACAACAGUGGCUUGGACUUGCUGUUGGUAGUAGUGUAGAAAUUGGGCAUAUCGUUGAAUCACCGGUCAUCAGAACCGCCACUUCUAUCACUCCUCUUGGCUGGAAAGGUGUCCCUGGUGAUAAGAAUCUGAAAGUUGAUAUCACUGGAUUUAGGUUGCAUUUGUGUUCUUUUGUUCAUGCACAAGUGAAUGGCAAUUGGUACUCAACUACUGUGGAAUCUUCAGGAAAUGUAGAACAGACAGAACUGCAGAAAAUUAGGGUGACCAUUGAAAGUCCUCUGAAACGACCUCCAAGCAAUCAAAUAGUUGAAGAUCCUUUAGUUCCUAUGUUCUCGUCUGUUGAUUCAAACACCGGUUUGCUGAAGGAAGGAAUCAGUUUAGGAUUUUUUCAAGAGGACAAGUUUGUUCGUCCUGAAGGUUUGGAAGACUUGUAUAUAUUCUGUACUAGUGAUUUCGCUACUGUAGCUAAGGAGGUUGAUGUCAGAACACGGAGGGUCCGAUUACUCGGGCUUGAGGGUGCUGGUAAAACCUCUCUGUUCCGGGGAAUACUGGGUCAAAGCAUGCUGAGUUCGAUGACCCAUGUGGAGAAUCUGCAGAUACAGUCCGAUGUUCAAGAAUGUAUUGUUGGUGGUGUUUGCUACUCCGACACAGUAGGCGUGAACCUGCAGGAGCUGCACUUGGAGGCUACUCGCUUUAGAGAAGAAAUAUGGCAAGGAGUUCGUAACCUAAGUAAGAAGAUAGAUCUGAUUAUUCUUGUGCACAAUCUAUCUCACAGAAUACCACGUUACCAGAACUCAACAACGCAACAGCAACCAGCACUUUCUCUUCUGUUGGAGGAGGUCAAAUCUCUCGGCAUCCCUUGGGUUCUCGCCAUUACAAACAAGUUCUCAGUCAGUGCCCAUCAGCAGAAAACUAUGAUAGAAGCUGUUCUUCAGGCAUAUCAAGCGUCUCCAAACACAACCGGAAUUGUCAACUCUAUCCCUUAUGUUAUCUCUGGCUCUGGGAGUUCCUCAUUGCCAUGGGCAGCUGUGAAUGCCGGUAAUGAAGGAUCAUUAGGUGCUCAGAAGCUGAUCUUCGCUCCACUCGACCUUGUCAAAAAGCCUUUUCAGAGAAAAGACACUGUUUUUCCGGUGGACGGUGUGAAUUCCCUUUGCCAGCUUGUGCAUAGCGUCCUUCAAACUCAAGAAGAAGCUUGCUUUCAGGAACUUGCUAGAGACAGACUGUUGGUGGAACUGGCUAAAAGCCGUGCCGUAGAUGGUUCAAAGGCCAAGUCAUCGUCGAUGUCAGCAGCAGCCGUGGGUGCUUCACUUGGAGCCGGUCUUGGCCUUGUCUUAGCAGUAGUAAUGGGUGCUGGUUCCGCUUUACGAAAACCUUGAUUGUAUUUGUACCUAAUCAACCAUUGAAUCUAUUUAUAUAUGUACAUAUAGUUCCAUUAGAGGUUCAUUUCAAAAAUUCACGAUUUCA
This is a messenger RNA of Eutrema salsugineum, 3049 nucleotides long. RefSeq lists its product as uncharacterized. Gene Ontology annotation, biological process: lipid metabolic process. Lineage: Eukaryota; Viridiplantae; Streptophyta; Magnoliopsida; Brassicales; Brassicaceae. The record is from RefSeq and is a predicted model, not a curated record. Bases 1 to 2961 code for a protein of 986 amino acids. The transcript has 14 exons.